UUUAGUACUACGUAUCCCAGUUUGCACUUCUCCACUAUUCAAGCAGACAGAGGCACACAGAAGCGUAAGGUGUACAGUCGGUGACACUCCCCGACGUUUAAAAAGUUCGCAUAAGGACUGAGUGGGUAAACUACCAUGUUCCAGUUUUAACAUUAGAGACAAGACUGUUGUCAUUUGAUCUUGGAUAUUCAAAAUGGCAGCUGCAAAGAUAAAGUCAAACAGUCGUGCAGGGACUCUACUUCGGAGUAGAUCGGAGGGGACGCUGAUAGAUAUUGAUGAGAAUGUGACCAUCAACAACAAUAACCUUCAUGGGGGCUUUGGUUAUGAGAUUGGAAAAACCUCAGAGUGGCCUGUCUUACCGAAAGAAAUUGAAAAUCCGAAACAAACUACCAACCCCUUCUGGAAUCAGCUGGGCAGGUCAAAUCCAUUCUUAAAUGAAAUCGUCCACGCCACCACCUACGACUCUGGAGUGUCCAUGCUGAAAGAGGAUCCCUUAUCUCUGUUUGACAGUAUUAAUGAGGACUCACUCAGCACAUCCUCAGAUGAAACAAACUUCGCCCAUCUUUUAGCACCCAGACAAAACAAUUUAAACCGAUCUGGGAGGUGGAGGAGUGCCUCGGAUAUACUUGACAGCCUCGAGAAGAAGGAAGACAAAAGAACGAUGAGACUCAACUCUAAAGAAUCCUUCCUGAAUCCUGAUUUUGAGUGGUUGAAGAAUGACAGAGAAGCUUACAAAUUGGCUUGGUUGAGUCAUAGGCAGCUAACCAGGUCCUGUUUGGACCUGAGCCUAAUGAAACAAAGUCCUGGAUGGGCCCAGACUCAGGCCACAGACAUUCAAAUGCUCUGCAAAAUUGACCACAACGGAGGCUCUGUGCAGUUGCCAGACUCCAAUAUCACCGCCCAUAUUCCCCAGGGACACGUCCCCCCAGGUGAAGUGCAAGAAAUUGGCCUCAAAGUUCUUCUUGAUCCUCCCGCUGGAAUAAACAACAACUACACCACAACUCUGAGCCCUCUUUUAGAGGUCAACCUCAGUAACCAUAAUAUUUCAGGGGGCAUUUCGCUAGAGAUGAGAAUGGCUGCCAAAGUAAAAAGUGACCCCACAAGCCACGUCUUGACCUCAUUUGUGGGUCUAGUCUCUCAGAGGAAAGAGGGACCUUAUCAGAAAAUAAAAGACUGUUACAUAUACAACGACAUGUUACAGAUGAAGCUCUUUGAUUUAAAACCACGAAUGUAUGUCAUAACUGCUGCCGAGGCCACUGUUUUGGAGCCACCCGCUAUGUCAGUAUGGGAUUACUUGGAUCGCAAUAUUACGGUUGCCAUCUAUGGGCCCAAACACAUACACCCUUUGCUCAAAGUGGUGCUGGUCUUUUCAAGCCAUGAUAAUAUUCCACCGAGGCUUCCGUUCUCUGAUAUCCAUAGGGGUGACAGGAACCUGCCCCCUGUUGUCUUGGAGCUUUGGGGAAAGUAUCAGUUCAACCCACAUGGUCUUAAAGAUCUUCACAUUGCUUCUAGAGUGUUGGAUUCAAACUUCGAAGUGAAACCAGCGGAUUUGAAUAAGGAGGUUAAGCAGAAGCAGCUUGAAGCUGGAAAAGUGCUCCAUCUACCGUUAGAUCUGGUCAAGGUGAGUGGAGGUGAAAUGAGUCCCUUCAAACUCAACAUUGAGGUGAAGGAUCCAAAUAAUCUCACUUUAGGAGAUUUCUGUGUUACCUCCCCCGAAGCUGCUCCUCUGAGGUCAGAAAAACAUAAUCACAGGCGAGUAGAUCGACAAAAGGAAGUGACUCGUUCCACACCCAUUCCUGAGGAAUCGAUCCCUGAAAUCCUUUCCCAGAAGUUUCAGGACAGACCUGUGGAUUUGCAUUGGUAUGGGGUAGCAAUGAAAUCGAUUCUCAGACAACCAAGAGUGGAAUAUCUUCUGGAAUACUUCAAAGGAGAUACAAUUGCUUUGCUUUCUAAGGAAACGGUCAGAUCUGUAGGUCAGAUGAAGGUUAAGGAAUGGUACAUCGGCUUUCUUCGAGGAAGAGUUGGCUUGGUGCACUGUAAGAACUUGAAGGUCAUAACCAGGGAUCAAGUUAUUGACUUCACUGGAAUUAAUCUCACCACAUCAGUCCUCUUGGACAAUAUGACAAUUCCUUUUAAAAAACUCACCUACAUGUACUCGGCUAUUCAGACCCUGGUCACAGAGCACGUUAAGUGCUGGAGAACCUUCGCGGAGGCUCUCGGUUACUCUGAGGUCUCAAUAGAUGCCAUCUCCAGGAGACAUGCUGAAACAGAGGCAGAGAAGGUGGCUUGUGUUUUAGAAAAGCUCAAGGAAGACUGUCAUGCAGAGAAAAUCAAGAAAAAGUUCCAGCAUGAGCUUAUUAUGGGGCUGUUAAAGAUGGAUGUUCAAGGUGUAGUAGCCCAUCUCAUCCAGGAUAUAGUGAUUCUAUCCACAGCAGUUGAGCUGGGAGUGCGAUGGCGGGAACUUGCCGAGAAACUCGGGAAGCUCUCCAAUACCCAGAUUGCUGCUUAUGAGGCACCACACAAAGGGAAAAAUGGAGAAGUUAGUACCCAGUCAAUGUGGAAGCCUGCAUAUGACUUCCUGUAUGCCUGGAGUAAGCGGUAUGGGGACGGCUACAGGGAUAUGAUCCAGGACCUUCACCUGGCCUUGGAUAAGAUGAAGAGCCCAGUGACCAAGCAGUGGAGACAGAUUACUGGAGCUCUCAUUACUGUCAACUGCAUGGAGAUCCUAAGGGCAUCCGCCUUCCUCAGAGAUUAGGAGAUGACUCUCGGAGCGCCUGCACUUCAUAUUGAGGUGAUCCUGCUGAGUUCAUACUGAUAGCUGUGCCAUAUUUUUUAAUGGAUCUGUUAUUUGAAAAGUACUGAAUAUUUGUUACUGUAUACCUGUCUGUAUAUUAUAUGUGUUGUAUUCACGUUGAAUUCACUGUGAUAAUGAAUUUGUGAAAACGCAUCUGAUUUUUAAAAGUUGUUACUAAGAGAUGGAAUCUGAAACAUUUUCAUUCUAGAUGAACUGCCUCAAGGUUACCUCCUUUCUUUGUUUCAGUUAAGCAGUUUUGCUGAACUGUAAGUAUCUGUAUCAGUAGGUUUUAAUAUUUGAAGCUGUAUGUGGAAUAUCUGGUGUAAGUGUUACAUGCUUUUAGGCCCUUCUGGAAUGUGACUCGUUACUCGUCCGUGUCAGUGUAUAUCGAUAAUUUCACUAUCCAAGGAUGUACCGUUAUACUAGUUUUAACAUCUAACAUCAUAUCUUUGUUAUAUUCAAGUAUGUUGUAUUAUACUCGAAAAUUGUAUUAAUCUAUUUUUAUAUUUUGCGUAUUUCUAACUGUCAUUUUAAAUGUACUAACUACAGUGUUUAAGAGUAAGGGUCCUUGCAAACCUUUCUUGUGUUAGAAGAGUCUUUAAAAAUCUAUAUUGCAUCUAUAUUGCUGUAUUUUUUUAAUGCCAAUACACUGAGAUUUGUCAUAAUACUUAUUGUAACCAUUUAUUUCAUGAAGGAGCUCUAUAAUAAAGGGCAAAGUUAA
Labeo rohita (rohu) is the source of this 3515-nucleotide messenger RNA. RefSeq names its product MET transcriptional regulator MACC1 (gene macc1). NCBI's taxonomy places the organism in Eukaryota, Metazoa, Chordata, Actinopteri, Cypriniformes, Cyprinidae. The record is from RefSeq and is a predicted model, not a curated record. The transcript is spliced from 5 exons. Gene Ontology annotation, cellular component: cytoplasm. The coding region runs from base 194 to 2755 and encodes 853 amino acids.